Entrophospora candida is the source of this 1290-nucleotide messenger RNA. NCBI's taxonomy places the organism in Eukaryota, Fungi, Glomeromycota, Glomeromycetes, Entrophosporales, Entrophosporaceae. The record is from the annotation of a GenBank genome assembly.
AUGUCACAAAAGACAAUGUCAACGAUAGCGAACAAUGAUAAUAAAAAUAUCAACGAAGAAGUGAUUGAAAAUAACAACAACAGCAUUAAUGAAGAAGAUGAUGGUGACGAGAAAGACAAAAAGAAAAUCACAAUGAUAAAUUCUUUACUACCAUCAUCGUCAGGCACAUCGGUUAAAUCAUUAAAAAAAAAUAAUUCGCUUAAUUACCCGAAUCCGGUCACUAACAGUAAUAGUAACAUUAGAACAAUUAAUGGUGGUAAGGAAUCAUCUAAAAUUUUUUUUAAACCAAUAAAUCAAACAAUUAGCAAUAAUGUUAAGAAAAACAUGACAAAAACUCAAUUACUCAUCGAACUCGAACAAUUAUGGAUAGAACAGGUUCGCGGUGAAAACAACAAACUUUUUGACGAGAAUGAAAAACUUUCCGAGGAAAAUAACAAGUUUGCCAAUGACGUGGAGCAAUUAAGGGCAGAAAGAAACAAAUUGGACAAUGAUAAAUGUUCAUUAUUAGUUGAUAUUUGUCAAAUGGAGCACAGAUUAGCAUGCGAAGAGUUACGUGUUAACGAAUUGGAAGAGGAGUUGACAGAUGUGAGAAGACAAUAUAGCUUGUUGAAUGUCGAACAUGAAGAACUGGAUCGUGAUCGUACUCAAUAUCGAGAACAAUGUAAUUUAUUGAACAUUGAACGCGAAGAGUUGGAUCGUGACCGUGCUCGUUAUCGCGACGAAUUAGAAUUGGCGAAUGUUAAAGUAGCGGAACAAGAAGAGCUUAUAUCAAAGCAAAAGUCCAUCGUUGAGGGAUUAACGACGAGCUUAGAAGAUAAAGAAGAAACCAACAAGAAGCUUCAAAAGAUCAUUGAUGAAAAGGAUGAAGCGAUGAUGAGAAUGGCGGAGGAAAAUGCGGCAGUUAAUGACGACAAGAAAGGAGAAGGAGAAGAGAAGGUGGUGAUGACUAAUGAUGGUGAUAAAGAUGAUGACAAAAAUGGUAAUAAUGAAAAGAAAGAUAACGAUAAAAAAGCAAAUAGUAAAAAUGAGAAUAAUAAUAAAAAGAAUAUGGAGGAAAAGAAAAAGAAGGAUGUUAAGAAAGAUGUUGUAAAGAAGAAUGAGAAGAAAAAUGACAAGAGGAAUGAAAAGAAGAAUGAAAAGAAAGAAGAAAAGAAGAAAUUGGAUGAUAAAAAGGAAGCUGAUAAGAAAGGAGACAAGAAAGGAGAAGAUUGUGUGAAUGCAAGAGGAGGAAAAGGUGGAUGGAAGAUGAGUGUGAAAAAAACUGAAAGAAAAGUUGAAAGUAAGAAAUGA